This is a messenger RNA of Monomorium pharaonis (pharaoh ant), 2985 nucleotides long. RefSeq lists its product as uncharacterized. The record is from RefSeq and is a predicted model, not a curated record. The coding region runs from base 154 to 534 and encodes 126 amino acids. NCBI's taxonomy places the organism in Eukaryota, Metazoa, Arthropoda, Insecta, Hymenoptera, Formicidae. The transcript has 3 exons.
GGCUUAUUAGUUGUAAACAAGUAUCAUGGAUAUAUAUAUAUGGCGAGACUCUUAGAGUAACUCUUAGACCAAAAAGAUCAAGCGUUCGAGAUCGCAGCUCAGUCGUCGAAGUUUUUCUGAAAGUGAAAUUUAAUUAUUAAAAUAUAUUGCAAGAUGCGUACUGUACAGAUUAUAUAUCCAGUAGAAGGUUUUGUAUACGUAGACGAGACACCAAUUACAGGUGUCACAUUUGCCAAUAGUAUUACGGUACCACUACUUCCACAACAAAAUCAAAUGUAUAUACCAUUGAGUAAUUUAAUUUCGGUGCGCGGUUCCGUAGGACCACAGCCGUGGUUUCCCUACGCUGAUAUACACAUCCCCGGCUUUAUCAAUAUCGAAAAGAAAAUCUGGACGCAAUACUUUAGGAAGAUCAAUCAGGACCAUAAUGAUGAUCUAAUAAACCAUUCUUAUGGAGAAUUUGGCAUGGCCGACGUAUUUGAUUUGCGCAAAUUGUUUAAUAUGGAGCCGCUGGUUGACGAGGAUUUGGAAGAUUAGAGUCGCGAUGAAAUUGCACCGAUUAAUGAGUCUGGAGCCUCUAAUCAGCGAUUUAGAAAUUUAAGAAUAGUUUUUUUAAACAACAUACAUUUAUAUUUUUAUAUUUAUACUUUUGCAUUAACUAUUUUUUUUAUUUUAUAUGUAAUAAUUAAUUAAGAAUAUAUGUUAUUUAAAAAAUAAAAAAUAAAAAUAAAAAUUUAGUCAGUCUCUCUUACAUUUGUCUACUCAUCACCAUACUAUCCUUUCACUUUUUAUCUCGUAUUAUUAUUAUUAUUAUUAUUAUUAUUAUUAUUAUUAUUAUUAUUAUUAUUAUAUAUAUAUAUCAUAGUUGACAUGUUUGCUGAAAAACUUAAGAAUACGUUUAAUAUUCACUCUCCAAAAAUUUCUUUAUUACGAUUGAGCAUAUGUCGAAGCUCAAGCGGUCCACAGACUUCAAAGAUCACGUGACUAUUUACAAAUAGUAUGGGUAUAUAUGACGAUACCCUUAAAGCAUCCCUUUAGAGCUACGGAUCAUAGGUUCGAGUUAUAGUCGGUUUGUCAAAACGUGAAACCUACACAAAUUUUCAACGCGGGUUAAACGAAUCUGCGUUUUUUUACAUAUAAUGGAAAAUUUCGAACAAGUAGAACGCGAACUCUUAGAACAAGUAAAUGGAGUUGCUACAUUGAGCGAAUUUUUUACAUGGCUACAACAAUGUGAGGAAUGCAUCGAACAGCUCGGGGAACGCAAUCGUGCCAAGCGUCUUCGACUAGCUGUUGGACAGAGACAAUCUUUGGUAGCGAGAAUCGCGCGACUCGAGGGUGAAAAAACGCGACUGCAAAGACGUUUUAUACACGUAGGUGGUAAUUACGCGAGCACUAGUGACAAUAGCGAUAACGCGAGACUUGAGUGGCGUGAAAUAGAUACUGCGUUCAAGAGCCGUAUCUUAACCGGUGUAAUAAUUAAUGUGCAUCACAUCGAACCACGUCAAUUUUUAGAAGAAGCUAAAAACAUUGUGCUCGAGCGAGUGCAGGAGGCAAUAAACGUACACGAUAGUGUAAAAGUAAAUACUGCAUUCAAUGGCGAAUUCGUAGCGGGGGAUAAACGUGCCAAUAAGAGUGUGAAUACAAAAAAUUAUGCAUUCUUCCAAGUAUCAGAUUUAAACGAAUGGUACCAGCGAUAUGUUAUCGAGGCCACGUUAGCAAAACUCGAAGAAUUCCAAGAGCGUGACAGCGGGUGGGCGUUGUCGCGUAUAUUAAAUUUAACUGUAAAUAUAAAUAAAUACAAUCCGAUGCGUGCGGGAUGUCAGAUUACAUUACCGAAGCAUAUUAUGUUAAAAAAAGCGGUGAUUAACGUGCAAUCAGAAGACAAUGCGUGCUUCGCAUGGUCGGUGGUUGCUGCUUUGCAUCCUACACAAGAUCAUCCUGCUCGGAAAUCAUCGUAUCCGCAUUACAGUGCGAUUCUGAAUUUCGGAGACAUAGAGUUUCCAGUCGCGCUGAAGGAUAUUAGAAAAUUUGAACGACUUAACAAUAAUAUUUCAAUCAAUGUAUAUGGCAUCGAAGAGGAUAGAUUUGUCCCCCUGCGACUCUCCGACGAAAAGAAGGAGAAGCAUGUAAAUUUGUUAUACAUGCAAGAUAACGAAGGCAACGUGGGACACUUCAUGCUGAUAAAAAAUUUAUCCCGACUUAUAAGCUCGCAAUUGAGCAAGAAUAAAUGUAGAAAAUACAUUUGUGAUCGGUAAGUAAUAAUUCAUUUAUAAAAACGUGUUUAUAAUUUUAUUAAAUAGUAAAAAUAAAAUUUCUUUGUUAUUCGCAGGUGCUUGCACUACUUCGAUUCCGAAGAAAAAUUACAAUUGCAUGCUGUAGACUGCCAUCGGAUGAAUGACUGUGCCAUACUAUUGCCGAGUGAACAGAAAAAGUGGUUAAAGUUCCACAACCACAAGAACAAAGAACGGCUUCCCUUCGUCGUGUACGCUGAUUUGGAGUGCAUACUGCAAAAGACGCAACCUGACACGGAGCGAGAGUCGUAUACAUACCAGCAUCACCAGGUAUUCAGCAUUGGAUAUUACGUGCGAUGUUCAUACGACGACGCGUUAUCCGUGUAUCGGUUUCAUCGUGAUCCCGAUUGCAUAUCAUGGUUCGCGAAACAAUUAGAAGAAUUGGCGCAUAACGUUAAGGCUCGUUUAUCCGCUAAUGUUCCCAUGAACACGUUGUCGAAGGAACAGUGGCAGACGUACCGUAGCGCGACGCAUUGUCACAUCUGUGAUAAACCGUUUACGCCAGAUGAUACGCGGGUGCGCGAUCAUUGUCAUAUAACCGGUAGAUAUCGUGGUCCCGCGCAUUCAAAUUGUAAUCUAAAUUAUAAAAAUUCAUUUUAUAUUCCAAUAGUUUUUCACAAUUUAUCCGGUUACGAUUCACAUUUUAUAAUAAAGGAAAUAGCAAGUGCGUUCGAAGGCUGCGUUAAUCUGCUACCAA